AUGUCGACCAAGGAGUUGGAAGUAAUAGAAAAAAAGGGUGACAAAACGGCAAGUGAAAAUGGCAGUACUGUUGAAUUGAAGCGUGAGCUAGGUCUUUUUUCUGCUGUCAAUCUAAUUCUCGGUGUGAUGAUCGGCUCGGGAAUAUUCGUGUCACCGGCAUCAGCAUUAGAACACUCCGGUUCUGUUGCGUUAUGCCUCAUUGUUUGGACAGUUUCCGGAAUUAUAUCCUUAUUAGGAGCAUUAUCAUUCGCAGAAUUGGGUACAGUUCUUGGUAAAUCGGGUGCUGAAUAUUCAUAUUUCCAAGAAGCCUUUGGUAAAAGACACAAAUAUUGGGGUCCAUUGCCGUCGUUUAUUUGUGCUUGGAUAUACGUAGUAAUAUUGAGACCAGCAGAAGUGGCUAUAAUUGUUAUGACUUUUGCUGAAUAUGCUAUACAGCCGUUUACUUCGGAAUUACACCCUGACUACAAAAGAAUUGUCAUUAAGCUGGGAUCUCUUGCAGCUUUAUUUAUAAUGACGUACAUAAACAUCACGAGUGUAAAGCUGUUUGUGAAGGUCCAGAAUAUAUUUGGAGUUUGCAAAGUAUUUGCCUGUCUUAUUGUCAUCAGCGGUGGGAUAUAUGAAAUAGCUAAAGGCAACACAGACAACCUCAGUAAAGGCUUUGAGGGUAGCACUAACAGCGCGGGCGGCAUAGCGCUCGCACUGUACUCAGGGUUAUGGGCAUACGACGGAUGGAACAGCGUCACUGUUGUCACAGAGGAGAUCAUUAACCCUGGCGUCAAUGUCCCUCUAAGUAUAUCGAUCGCCGUGCCUCUCAUCACGGGGUUAUACGUAUUCAUGAACGUGGCCUACAUGACAGUACUGAGUUACACCGAAAUGGUCUCAGUGCCAGCAGUGGCGGUUGCCUUCGGUGCUAGAGUAUUGGGACCUUUCAGCUUUAUAAUACCACUCGGUGUUGCCAUCGCAACAUUCGGAUGCGCCAUGAGUGUGCAGUUUGGUGUUACCAGAGUAUGCUACACGGCUGCCAGAGGAGGUCAUAUGUUAGAGGUUUUCUCGUUCGUCAACAUGAAGCGUCUCACGCCUGCACCAGCCGUAGCACUUCAGGCCUUCCUAACCUCAAUAUUCAUAUCUGUGGGUAACAUAAAGACUCUCAUAGACUUCGCUAGCUGGUUCCUCUGGUUUUUCUACGGCUUGGCGAUGGUCGCGUUAUUAGUGCUAAGGAAGACUCAGCCAGACACUCCCAGACCCUACCGCGUGCCUACACUAGUGCCAUGCUUCGUAUUACUGGUGGCGAUAUUCCUGUCCAUACUGCCGAUAGUACAUGAUCCGUCAGUUAAAUAUUUAAUGGCCAUCGGGUUCAUGGCUCUCGGUGUUGUUGUGUACACCGUGUUCGUGUAUUAUAAGAAAACGCCGACAAAGUUACUUAAUAAAUUCACAUUCCUGACGCAAGUGCUCUUCGAGAGUGUGCCGCCUAGCAACCAUGAAGACUGA
This is a messenger RNA of Danaus chrysippus (African queen), 1488 nucleotides long. Lineage: Eukaryota; Metazoa; Arthropoda; Insecta; Lepidoptera; Nymphalidae. The record is from the annotation of a GenBank genome assembly.